Molecule: messenger RNA, 3277 nt
Organism: Beta vulgaris subsp. vulgaris (sugar beet)
Lineage: Eukaryota; Viridiplantae; Streptophyta; Magnoliopsida; Caryophyllales; Amaranthaceae
Product: alpha carbonic anhydrase 4
Exons: 6
Coding region: 119-814 (231 amino acids)
Molecular function (GO): carbonate dehydratase activity; zinc ion binding
Source: RefSeq, a predicted model, not a curated record
UAUUUGUAUUUAAUAAUACCGAAAUGAGAAAAGUGCAAUUAUUCUAUAAAUACAACUAAACAACAUCUCAAAAUUCAAAGAUUAUUAGUACAUACUACUAAUUCUUUGAAGAAGAAAAAUGAAGAAACCUUCAAUGCUAAUGUCCUCUCUCUUUAUCUCUAUUCUUCUCCUCUUGCUCUUCAUAGAAUCAAAUACCGCUCAAGAAGUUGAUGAUGAGACUGAAUUUGAUUAUUUAAGAGGGAGUGAAAGGGGGCCAGAUCGGUGGGGACAUAUUAGGGAAGAAUGGGCAACAUGUAGGACAGGUAGAUAUCAAUCUCCCAUUGAUUUAUUACAUCGAAGAGUACAAGUAAUACCCAAAUCAGCGGAAAUCGUCAAGUUUUACAAUGCCGGCAAUGCUACUGUCAGAAACAGAGGACAUGAUAUAAUGAUUGAGUGGGAAGGUGAAGACAGCAAAAUACAGAUUAAUGGCACUACUUACAUCCUAAGACAAUGCCAUUGGCAUUCCCCAUCAGAGCAUACAAUCAACGGAUCACGGUUUGCUGCAGAGUUGCACUUGGUUCAUCAAACCCCAGACAAUAAUAGCAUAGCUGUUAUUGGACUUCUUUACAAGCUUGGCAAGCCUAACCGUUUCCUAACAACGUUGAUGGAGAAAUUGGAACUAGUUCCUAAUGCUCUAGACCGAACAAACGCCGGUGAAAUUAAUCCCGGAGAAAUAAAGUUGAGAGGGAGAAAGUAUUACAGAUACAUGGGCUCACUUACCACUCCACCUUGUACCGAAGGUGUCCUUUGGACUCUCGAUAGACGGACUCAAUAAAUGCAGUGGAAUGGAGUAAUGCUGACUGGAAAGGUCCAUGAAAUCUUAACUUAUUUCUUCUAAAACAUUUUUCUUCUAAAACAUUUUUUAUUUUCAACAGACGAAAGCGUUGUUUUAAGAUGUGUAUUCGGCGUUCUCCGCCAAAGAAAAUCUUUUUCCUGGUUACCGUUGCUUGUCAUAUUUGCCCCUUGUAGUGUUGAAUGUAAGCCUUAGAAUACUUGCAACCUAAUUCCCUAAACCAGCCAUUUGUAUAAUUGUACCUAAGCAAUAAGAAGAAUUACCAACUCUUUUCCUUGUUGCUAGUUUGGAACACAACAAGAGCAUAGGUCCACGGGAAGGGCCACAAUGGUGAAAGAAACCAUUGUAACAACAAAGACAAAGAAUGAGUAGCAACUCAAAAUACCAAUUAGACAUUUCUUCUCUAAUUUGAAUAAAUAAAGAUAUAACAUCAAAUUUCUUUGUAAAUUCCAACUCAUCAAGCCUCUUGAUCUGUAAUUACUUUCUGAUAAGAAUAAGGAAUAAGGAUCCUCUUCAGUCAUUCCACCCCAAACUUCUAAGAAUAAUUUUAAUUGUACACUUUAGUAACAAAGCUACGAGUUAACAUUCCAUGUAGAAUAGCUACAUCCUAGCAAGAGCGCAUACAACAUCUACUCUAAAUUCUACUGAGUUGAAAAGAUUAUCUUAUUCCAAGUUGUACCUGAGCAGUACACAAUUUAAAAAUAAACUACUAUGCCGCCGUACAAUCAUUAUAUUCGAAAGAUAGAUUCUGUAGCACAAAUAGGAUCGGGAAAGGAGAAGAAAUAUCAAUAAAACUAAGCUUUGGAAGCACUAAAGUUUUCCCCCUGGAUUGAUUGAGUCUACAUAUUGAUUCUUGAACACUGGUUUAUUCUACAUUUUGUCCCUUGGGUAGAAUGUAAUAGGUAUAUAGCCGCAGACUUCAGGUAAAAUGCACGCAUAAUCAGGCAGCUAAGGAUUUCACGCCAGUAACAUAAGAGAGAUCUUAACCUACCUCAGGUGGAUGUACUGUUAAUUCUUGCCCAUCUUCUCCCCCCAGACUACACUCUGGCCUCUUAAAGGUCAAAAGGGCUGCCAAAGCAGCAACAUUUGCGGCAUCAACAAGAUUCCUGAGCCAAAAAGAAAUAUGAGGUGCUAUAUGUAAGUUCACAGACACAUAAGGACUUAAACAGUUGUCUUGCAUUAAGAAACAUUACAGCAUACCCUCCAUUAUCUAGUAUGUGAAGAUCAAUACGAAUGGACCAUACUAGUUUUCCCGCAAGGACACAAAGUGAUUCUGUAUCAGUUGCCCUGCUCUCCCUGCAAAAGCAAUUAAGAUGUCAAAGCAGUCCCUGUAGAUGCCAAAACAAACAGGAAAAUAAGAGAGCCAAACUAGACAAUAUAAACCUAAGCUUUCAUCAGCAAGAUCCACCAAUAUCAAUUUGUAUUCUUCUAUAUUAGUUAGAUUUGUGAUGCCACAUAUACGGGACUGUAAAGUUCUCUAAUUAAUAAUUGUUGUGAGGUUUUUUCUACAUUCCUUUGCAUCUAGCCACAUACAAGAUGAAAUUGCAUUAAAAUUGAACCUAAAAGACCUUCUGUGAUGACCAACACACACUAACAUUCUAACAAUCAGAUCAGAUAGAAUUCCAGCUGCAUAAUAACACUGACUUGCAGGCUUUAUGUUGCAGCAAAAUGAAGUAUGGUUCACCUUUCCUAUUAUGGUAUACACUUCUUUUAACACAACAUCUGCACAGAAUGAUACAAUCAUAUAAGUGCAAUUUAAUAGCUGAGUUAAAGCCAAAAAUAGGACAAUAUUUUAUGAAGAUCUGCCAGCAACUUGUGAGUGCUGAGUCAUUGAGUCUUUAGUUAUAUGUAUAGUGAAGAAAAAGAAAUUGCAGGGUCUAGGGAGGUUCAGACAUUUGCUCUUUGAAGAUGAAUAUUUAUGAUUUCUUUCCUAUGGCAUCUGAAAGGUGAACAAAGCUUCUAACAAAUUGCAGGGAACAAAUCACUAGACCUAAUUAUCAAAUCACUUAGUAUAUCAAAUUAUCGCUUUAUCAAGGAACUCAAUUCAAAUCACUUAGACGUCUGCAGUACGAUACACUAUGUUUGUAGAAGAUUGUUGUAACAUCUCAAUUGCUUAAUCAAGGAACUCAAUUCAUAAAAAUCAUUAUCAAAUCACUAGACCUAAUUAAAUUCAAUUCGUCUGAUUUUGUGGAAAAAGUUAAGCAACCCUAAUUGACAAAAAUGCUGAAACAAUCAUCCAUACAUCUAAUUUAAAAAGCGAAAUUGAAUGAUUUACCUGAAGAUGCGAUCGAAUUAGGAAAUUGCUAAGAAAAUCUGCGAGAAACGUCAAUUCGAAGGCUUGAAAAACUGAAUUCGAAGGCGAGAAACGUCCAAUCCCUAAAACGAUGAAUUGGUAGGGAGAACUGGUCCUUUCAAUGUUCCAUUGAAGAUUAUGAUCGAAGAUUA